This is a messenger RNA of Saimiri boliviensis boliviensis (Bolivian squirrel monkey), 1475 nucleotides long. It is a transcript of the gene SMIM3, whose product is annotated as small integral membrane protein 3. NCBI's taxonomy places the organism in Eukaryota, Metazoa, Chordata, Mammalia, Primates, Cebidae. The record is from RefSeq and is a predicted model, not a curated record.
CCCGGGGCUCGGAGGAGCCGGGGCAAGUUCCGGGCGCUGCCUGGAGCCGAGGUUCCAGGCCUGGGGGUAGCUUCCAGCCUCCAGACCCCGUGCGGUUCUGGGGACCCUCAGAAGCACCGAGCCAUCCCUACCCUGGGAACUUACCGCAGACUCGCCGGGAUCUGGGAGUGAAGCGACAUGGACGCAGUCAGCCAAGUCCCCACGGAAGUCGUGCUUCCCAAGCACAUCCUGGAUAUCUGGGUGAUUGUCCUCAUCAUCCUAGCCACCAUUGUCAUCAUGACCUCCUUGUUGCUGUGCCCAGCCACUGCAGUCAUCAUCUAUCGCAUGCGGACUCAUCCUAUUCUCAGUGGGGCUGUUUGAGAGCCUCCCAAGAGGGCUGCGUGUGGGAUGAGGACAGGCAUCCUGUCCCCAGCCUCUUCCUGUCUUCAGAAAAGCGGCAGGAGGGACUUUGGGGCAUGGACCUGAGUUCUGGUUUUGAUUUCUGCCAUGAGCCAGCUGUGUGAAUUUGGUCAAGGGACCUAACUCGCUGAGUUCCACGUUCCUAAUCUUUCAAAUGGGGAUGGCGAUCCCUGCCCUUCCUACCUCACAGGGGUGUGGGAACCACCUGACUUAGUGGAAGUGAAAGCUAUGUGAGCAGUAAAACUACCACAGAUAUAAAGGUGUUACGCUGAAUGCUGAGAAGCUUUGAAGAACCAGAGAAACUGAUUGUUUAUGAUGGCCUUAAAGGUGGCGGGGGAGAGAGUGGGGGCAGCGCAGACUUUGCCAGGGCCCCUCAGGUCAAACCAAACCAAGCAAGCACCCCGUCCCCAUCCCAAGGGGCCAGCAGGGCUUUGGCUCAAAGUUAUUUUCUUUAAGGUGCCGUUCCUUCAUGUUUUCUCAGUUUGGAGGGAGAUGGGUAGAGCUUUCUAGAACCUUCUCUAUGCCAGAAUCUCUGCCCUUGUGUAAUCUGAAGGACGACUGUGCCAUCUUUGGGCACUGCCAAGGGAGCUGGGGUGAUGGGCUUCUUUCUGCACUGGAGUCUCACGUCUGUUAGCUUUGACACUCAAGCCAUGUUGGAAUACGCAGGGUGGUGGAGUUCCCUGCCCAGCCUUUGGGGUCUGUGGCCCCCUUCCCCUUUUGUGUGUCCCUCUGUCCAGCUAAUGCUGUAAUUAGCUCCAUGUGUACCCCCUUCACUCCCUCCCACCAGCACUGCAGCCAGCCUAAGGCAACUGUAUUUUAAGAGAUGUUCCCAGGACUUUUGGGACCUACUAAAACAAUGAUGGCUAUUUUAGAUGUGAUAAUUUAUAUUUAUGUAGAGAGAUUUCUGGACCACUCAAGCUCUUCAAUAUCAAUAUUAGGAGCAUCUUGCAAUUUAUUAAAUUAUGUAAGAAGAUAGCACCGAUAUCAGGAUAUUAUUGUGUGAAAAUGAUGCUUUUACUUUGAUGUGAUCUCAUUCAUGUACACAAUCAAUUUCCAAUAAAGUGCUAGAAUGCGCA